AUGUUGGGCAGUGGCGACACCACGGACCUGACUCCCGGGAGCAACAGCGAAGAAUACAUAAAUCAGAUAGUAAAUAUAUAUUUGGACAGAGAAAAGGAAGAUUUUAUAUCUGGUGGAUUUGAAUACCCAUUCCAGUUCCUGCUACCCGUCGAUAUACCACCAUCUUUCAAGGACACUAUCGGACUAAGAAAACACGAGCUUGUAGUACCCGGAGCAGUGUACUAUCAAUAUGAUGGAGAACAACCUUCAUGUUCAUCAGUGUCUCCUCGUAAUGGCACAUUUGCAAGCCAAGAUGAGCUAAAAGAUUUCGAGAAAUAUGAAAAGGAAGGUUUUGUAAAAAUUGACAGUGAUAAUUCAGAUGAAGAAGAUGAGGUAGAUUUCGAUAUAAACGAUAAAUUAAAAUUUGAAAAACUCGAUAUCAAUGAAUUCGAAGAUAGCAGGCAAGAAAAAAAUAAUGACAAGGACAGCCACAAUAAAGAAGCACAAUCCAGAUGA
Spodoptera exigua (beet armyworm) is the source of this 495-nucleotide messenger RNA. Lineage: Eukaryota; Metazoa; Arthropoda; Insecta; Lepidoptera; Noctuidae. The record is from the annotation of a GenBank genome assembly.